This is a messenger RNA of Emiliania huxleyi CCMP1516, 1536 nucleotides long. Its product is annotated as cytochrome P450. NCBI's taxonomy places the organism in Eukaryota, Haptophyta, Isochrysidales, Noelaerhabdaceae. Gene Ontology annotation, molecular function: monooxygenase activity; heme binding; iron ion binding. The record is from RefSeq and is a predicted model, not a curated record. Bases 1 to 1536 code for a protein of 511 amino acids. The transcript has 7 exons.
AUGCCGACGGCUUGUCGCACCCUCAGUCGUCGCGCCACCGCUGUCGUCAGCCGCACCCGCCACAAGUCCUCCAUCAUCGCGCCUGCGUCCUCGCCCAGCGCGCCGCCGCCUGGCUUCCCGAGGCUGCCACUUUUGGGGUCGCUCCCCUGGUUCUCCAAUCUCAGCCUUCCCGACGGCAGCAGCGUCCAAAGCCUGGAUGAGCAGCACGAGUCCUGGGCCGAGGGCACUCGGCGGCACGGUCCGGUGUGGCGCGUAGGCAUCCCGGGUCUCGGCAAGGGCAUUUCCGGCGACCUCACCCUCUGUGCCGACCCACGCGAAUUUGUCAAGGUGCUGCAAGCGGAGGGUAAGUACCCUUACGGCGCGAUCCAGCUGCAGUGGCCAUUCAUCGUCUGGGCCACGAAGCACGGGCGCACGGUCGGCAAGCUCUUCACGCGCAGCGAGGAUUGGCGGCACAUCCGGCACGGCAUGCAGAAGAGCAUCCUCCCGCCGGCCGCCGCGGCGGGCUACGCGGCCAUCAUCGGCACGACGGGCCGCGAGGUGGUCCUCAACGCGCCGCUCUGGGACGACGCGGGUUCGUUCAUGUCGCGCGCCUCCUUCGACCUCUUUGCCGGGCUCGCGCUCGGCCGCCGCAUCCGCGCGUCCGACCCGCGGCCCGGCGCGAGCCUCCCGGAGGACGAGCGCUUCUGCGUCGACACGAUCGAGGCGCUCGACUUGCUCCCCGACGUCAUUCAGGACUUGCCGUCCAUUGCGAUGAGCAGCCUCGGGCUUGAGUCGCCGAUGAUGAAGCAGUACUUCCGCGCCGUCAGCGGCGCGCUCGACUACGCCGAGGCGCAGGUGCGUGAGAUGCUCGCGAGGUUGGACGCCGCCGAGCCGCUCAGCACCGCCGAGGAGGCGUCGUACUUGGCGAGCACGGUCCGGACUCAGCGCGCCGCCGCAGCAGCGGGCGCGGCCGAUGCGCUGACCGAUGACGAGAUCGUCGCCUCUGUCAGCGUCGCCCUCGUCGCCUCGGUCGACACCACCUCCUCGAUCGCCACGUGGGUGCUCGCCCACCUGGCGCGCGAGCCGGAGGUGCAGCAGCGGCUCCGCGAGGAGGUGGACGCGGACAUCGACCUCGCCGGCCACCGCAUCCCCGCCGGCUCGCUGAUGAGCGAGGCGCUCGUGGAGCAGCCGCGCGCCUUUCGGCCCGAGCGCUGGCUCGCAGGCGCGGCGGGCGGGCGGCGCCUCUCCACACGCGUCGCGGCGGUGCGCGCAGGCACGCCGGCGGAGCUGAUCGACCACCCGCUGCUCUCCGCCCCCUUCUCGGCCGGCGCGCGGAAGUGUCCCGGCUCGCGCGUCGCGACGCUCGAGGUGCGGGCGCUCAUCGCGGGCCUCGUCCACAACUGGCGCAUCGGCCUCGUGGACGAGCGGCAGGAGCCCCCCCCACCCUCCCACCCUCCCCCCUCACCGCCCUCGCUGUCGUCCAGCCCGCCGCCCUCACCGCCUCCACCCCCACCGCCGCCGCUCGAGGCCGAGAGCGACUCGUCUCUCGCUGUGUAG